Guillardia theta CCMP2712 is the source of this 2583-nucleotide messenger RNA. RefSeq lists its product as hypothetical. Lineage: Eukaryota; Cryptophyceae; Pyrenomonadales; Geminigeraceae. The transcript is spliced from 21 exons. The record is from RefSeq and is a predicted model, not a curated record. The coding region runs from base 1 to 2583 and encodes 860 amino acids.
AUGGCUGCAGCAGAAGAAGAAGCGAUCAAGGACAUUGUUCAGGUGCAGAGCAGGAUCAAGCCGCGCCGCGCUCAGGCGACCAGCAAGAAGCUGCUGCAGCAGAGGAGCCAGCACAAGAAGCUCAAGGUCUCCCAGUCCUCCACUCAUCGCCUGGUCAUCUCUCCUGCAGGAGAAGAAAACGCUGAAGUGAAGGAAACGAACGCGGCAGAUGGAGAGGCCGGCGACGAGCAGGCUGAAGCAAAGGAGGGAGAGGAAGAGGGAGGAAAUUUGCCUCAAGUUGCGGCACCAGAGGAGGGCGAGGAGGCGGCAGAAUCGGCCGCGGAGGGAGACGAACGAGGAGGAGGGGAACCUGAGGCACCUCCAGGGGAGGAAGGGGCUGCGAGCGAUGAGCCUGCAGGAGGUCCAGACGAGACGGGAGGAGGGGAAGAGGGGAGAGCAGAGCAGUUGGAAGAAGGAGGAGGCGAUGGGAAGCAAGAGGAGGAGCCAACGUUCGAGGAGGUCAUGGCACAAGGCGCUGAGCAGGCCAUGGAGGAGGAGGGAGAGGACAGAGGCGGCUACGACCUGGACAAGAUGGUGGACGCGGCUCUGGACAAGAACUCUCAGGUCAUGAGCAGGGCCUCAGCUGGGAAGGAGCAGCUGAGAAUCUCCGACUCGGACCUCCCCCUGUCCCAGCCGGCGAGCAGAGCAGAGCAGGGGCCCAGCGCCUCGUCCCAGCAGCUCAAGAGCAGGAUAGCCCAGCUGGAGGCUCAACUGGAGGUCACCGAGCAGGGGAAGGAGAGGGCGGAGACGGAGGCGUGGGAGAGGCAGGAGGAGAUGACGCGCGUGCUGGCGCAGAAGGACGCGCUGCAGGCGGAAGUGAAGGCGCUGCGAGGACAGAUGGACCUCGAGCUCAAUGCCCGGCGCGAGGCUGCUGACAGGAUGUGGGCUGACAUGAGUGAGGAGGCUGUGCACGACGGCGGGAAGCCCAAGGAGAGGAUGCAGGAGCAGGCUCCGAGCGCGAGCAUGAAGGAGGAAGACUCCGACUUCAUCGACCCUCCUCGUUCUCGGUAUCAUCAUCAGCCCUUCACGUUCGGCGAAGACGAUCAACUUCACCUGCUCCCCCAGCAUGCUGGGAUGGAGGAGCAAGAACAUGGGGGGAUGCCUGAGGAACUUCCUGGAGGAGCAGAGGCAGGAGCUGCAGCUGGGGCUGGGGCUGGGGCUGAGGGAGCGUACGGGGGGAGCAAGGGAGCCGGGGAGAGGUUGAAGGAGGAGCUGACGAGGAAGAACGAGCUGAUCCUCGAGCUACGGAUCCAAGUCGGUCAGCUGGAGACUCAGCUGAGGAGCGCGCAAGACAUGAAUCAGUUCCGCUCUGAGAUGGAGAUGGAAAGAAUCCGCCAGGACGCAGAGUGGCAGCGGAGGAUGGCGAUGGAGGAGAUCGCAAGGAUGCGGCACGAGCUUGAGAUCGCCAAUGCAAAGAAGGCUCGUCUGAAGGAGCUGCUCGCUGAUAACCUGCACGAGCUGCGCGACCAGAGAAGACAGACGGAGCUCCUAAAAACAAAGAUUUCCGGGCUCUUCGGCAAAAUGGAGAACAUCACCCGCCAGUUCGUGCAGGAGCAGAGCUUCCUGCGAGACUUUCAGAACGUGAGACAAAGUAUUGACGAGAUCAAGAAAGAAUCCGAGAUGCAGCUCCAGGCUCUUGACCACAAGCACAAAGAUUUUGUCAACGCGAUGCGGGCGGACAUGCAGGAGGAAAACUCGUUGCAGCAGGGAGCCAGGGAGCUCCGAGAAGAUUUCGAGGAGGAGGAGGAGAAUCAGCCGCGCGGGCCGCUGGGCCCUGGGCUGGCUCCUCGUCGGAGGCAAGACGGGAUGAAAGGAGGAGAGAGGAAAGGAGGGAGAGGGCAGGGGAUGCCUGAGGGAAAGCAGAAGAUCUCGCCAUCAAAGAAGCCGACAAACGAGGGCGCUGGUCAGCUCAAGAAGGAGGAGGGCCUGAUACAGCACGGAGAGAGGAUGGAGCAGCCGUUCCCGAUGCUGCAGCAGCGUCCCAUGUUCGGCUUUCCCAUGCCCAUGGCGAAUUUCUUUUCGAUGCCGCACGUGCCUGGGGAUCCGAUGAUGAUGCCGGAGAAACAGCAGGGAAUGGGCCACGAGAACCCCCAGAUGAGGAGAGGAGGGAUGGAUCCCCCCUAUGAUGAUCCCCACAUGUUCAACAACUUUCCUCCCGGCUACCCACAGAUGCCGAUGCUCGCAAACCCUUUCGGGAUGCCAGGGCAGCUGGCGAGCGCAGGCAAGGACGGCAGAGAGGAGGAGGAAGCUUCUCAUCCCCCCGCAGGCCUGCAGCACAUGCCCAACGCUGGAGAUCCGCAGUUGGGUUCUCCUGCUCGUCGGAUGAACGCCCAUCCGCUCGAUCCGGACAUGCAGCAGUUCAUGGAGGACGACUGGUGGAGGGCCCCCGGUGAAGCACAGAGCCAGGAGCAUGCAGGGAAACCUCAGAGCUUUCUUCCUGCCAUCGACGGAGGAGGCCGAGGGAACAAAGGAAGGACUCCUCCCCCCGGCAAGAAGGACGCGUCUCGUGCACAGCAGAACAGAAACCCGGCGAGGAAGAAGUGA